This is a messenger RNA of Pecten maximus, 1590 nucleotides long. RefSeq lists its product as uncharacterized. The coding region runs from base 388 to 876 and encodes 162 amino acids. The transcript has 3 exons. The record is from RefSeq and is a predicted model, not a curated record. NCBI's taxonomy places the organism in Eukaryota, Metazoa, Mollusca, Bivalvia, Pectinida, Pectinidae. Gene Ontology annotation, cellular component: terminal bouton. Gene Ontology annotation, molecular function: protein binding; transmembrane receptor protein tyrosine kinase activator activity. Gene Ontology annotation, biological process: positive regulation of MAPK cascade.
UAUAUCCGGCUCAGAUUGCCAUCCCGUCACAUGUUUCUUUCAAUAGGCCGAUUUUCCGGGUAGCCGUAUUUUAAAUAUAUACAUAUUGUAUUGUUCACAUGAACAACGUCGUAACAAUAUUUUAAUGUAUGCCGUUAAUUGACGAAACGAAUACAUACGACAUUAACGGUGGUCUGGCAGGGAUAGGGUGUCAGAGAAUACUACGACAACUUCGCGAUAGGGAUAGGUGGGUGUCGGUAGUGCUUAUAACCAAUGUGGCAUAACAAGUGUCCUCACAACUAGACAUCUGCUUGACCAACGGAGAGCCGUGCGUGACUACAGUCCGAUGCCUACCAACCCUGUGGGUUUGUGAUGUGACUUUGUGCGUUUUAAGAAUUCCUCAGUGUGAUGAAUACGUCUUACUUUUCUAUUAGUUUUUACUUAGUACUUGUGUUUCUGCAGGGGGCAAUAUACGGUGCUAUGGCCUAUAGACAGCGACACCAAAAACGAGUGUCUUGGAGACUCACACUUCUGAGAAAAAUUUAUAAACAGUUCGAUAAUGCUGAGAACCUUCUCAGAAUUAAUGACAGAAGGCAUUCAUUACAGUAUUCUGAAAAUCCAGACAAUAAAGCGAAGAUGUAUUUUGAUAGUUACUCCGACAACCAUUUACCCAGUAUAGAAUGUGCUGAUGAGACCCAGAUACCUUGUCCAACGCCUACAACAGGAAAUAUCUAUUACUGUAUUAGCCGGACAGCCUUUUGUGAUAGCAGAUUUAACUGCCCCUAUGGUGAAGACGAAAAUCCUAUUGCAUGCAUGUUCUACAAACUGAUAGACAUGAAAGUUAAAGAUAUUGAUGACGUCCUCAUGGCAAUGCAGGAAACGCAUGAUACUAGCUGACGGCAUUCCAAACGUGACCGAACUGGGCCUGUGCAAUGUGUCCGAUAAUAUGUGAUUGUCUAUGUCGACACCAGUCUGAUGUAUAUGUUAUCUGGAAACCGUAAAUCACGUGAUUCUUCGCCGUCUUGUGAUUGGUUAUCUGACAUAAAAGAAAAAUAUAAUGACAUACCUCAAUAUGCUUCCAUUGAAUAAUGGAAUGUUUGGUGUGAAAGGCUCCAUAGAUGAAUCAGUCCAAAACAGUCUCACUCAGACAACCAAGUGAUGCUUAUAUCAUCAAACUGAUUAACUAUUCACUAAAACGAAAUUAAUUUGGAUGAUGAAAGUUAAUCGAUGAAAUAUUCAGACGAAUAUAAUCUAAUGAAAAUAUCAUGAAAUAGCUUUGUUCCCGUUACACUACCAUUCCUAUUGUUUUUGAAUUAUUCUUCUUACUGAAAUAAAUUGUUGGAAAUUCUGUAGAACAACCUAUUGUAACUUCAGGCUCAUCAACAGUUUUGUUUUGUUACAAAUGUAUAAUGAACUGAUGAAAUGUUUAUGUUGCGUGAGAGUGUUUGUGAUAGAAAAGUCUCUAUUGUGCCCUUCAGAGGCAGCCAAGUGAGUAGCAUAUGCUGUACCGUAUGUAACUAGGUGUAACAACGUGAUCAAUGAAAUUGUCGGAUAUACAUCUCAAACAUAUUUUUUCCUGGUUGAAUAAAGAUAAUGCCGUUAUCAAUGGAA